Messenger RNA from Peronospora matthiolae, 870 nucleotides. The record is from the annotation of a GenBank genome assembly. NCBI's taxonomy places the organism in Eukaryota, Oomycota, Peronosporomycetes, Peronosporales, Peronosporaceae.
AUGCACAAGUUCUGCAUGGUGCUCGCGGCCUCGAGCACCCUUCUCUGCGAAAGUGCCGAAGCAGUGAAUGACAAAGACCAAGUGGAUGUUGCUGCGCACGACCCGGUGACUGUUUCACGCCUGGACGACACCACGUCCGGUGCCCAUCGAAUCCUGGAGUCGGAAGGCUCGACGGUGUCCUUCCCUGACCAGACAAGACGGAAAAACGAGGAGCGGGUGUUGCCACUGUCGUUUAUUCUGAGCAAACUGGAACGGCUUCAUCAUAACGUUGAUGGCCUGUUAAAUGGUAGGCCAUGGGCACACGGUGAUCGUUUGGCCGUGCAGGAGGCCAGGGAUCAACGCCCUAGGCAGGCUACUGGAGAAGUCCGCUUUGCCGACAUCGCUAGAGAAGCUGACCCACAGAGAGAGUUUGAUCGACUGACAGCGCUUCGUAAUGCCGAUGAGGUGAACGUGUUCAAACGAGAGAUCGCGUUGGCGUACAACAAACUAGCCGAGGAGAUCUCAUCCGCGCCGGAUAUUGUGGCUUCCGGUUGGAUGGCCAAGAAGUGGAGGGCGGAAAAAAUAGUUCCCCUUAAAGUCGCGAAUAUGCUGGGGAUCGAUUGGGGGGAAUCACUCAAAAAUCGGCAGUAUUCUGUAGUCCAGUGGCUAUACUACAUCCAGCUGCUGGAAAGAGAAAACUCGAUACACGCUAUUCACAUUAAAGAAGCGAGGAAAAUGUUGUUCGAGGGUAUGACAAACAAGGAGAUCACGCGCUUUCUUGACGCCAUCAAAGAACCAGACCUGGAAGACCUCGUCAAGCGGCUGUACCCGAGGACGAGACAGAAGCUGAGACGGAAGCGGAAACACCGAGGCAAAAGAAGAUGGACGUGA